UUCCCGGUUCACCGUAUCAUUCUCAUUCUGAAAUGACGGUGUCAUUAGCACGAAGUGUACAGUUUAUGACUAGUUUGAAUCUAGUAUGACUAAGUCGGACACCGCGCCGCAAUGCGGAUGAAUACUACGUACCAACCGGAAUAAAAGUAAAUUCCUAUAUCGUUAACGGUUAUUAAUCAUAGUUUAUUACUGGAACUUUUGUGGGUGGUUUUUCUGGGGGAAAAUCGUGUGAAAUACGUAGUUGUUGUGAUACUACUGUAAUUGGCAGCCUACGUUUUUUUUAUUCAUUUAAAAGUUCACUCGUCAAACUAUAAUGCCGAGGACUGAGAGUAUUGGAACAUGCUUCGUGAAAUUCGUGAACCAUUGAAAUUCAGUAGUGACAAAAUGAACGAUGAAUUAAGUGAUGUUGAAAUGUAUCAAAUUAGUUGUUUCGACUUGAAACGGCCUGAAAAUUCACACCAAGAGUAUAAUACGGAAUCUGUACUCAAAUAUCUAUCUUCCAAAGAAGAUCUGAUCGGGUACGAUAGCGAAGAGGAAUUGAUUUUCUACCCCCAAUUGCAUGGAAUGUGUGAUCGUCAUCCAUCCGAAUGCAAUUGUUUAUCCGGAGAAAAUCCUGAUGUAGUUAAAAAAAUCAAAGACUACAUCAAACGCGUUACUGGGCCGAAUAAGAGGCAUCCAAUUUUGAAUUUUGCCUAUGAAUAUAAUUUCGUCGAAAUCUACUUGGAUAAUCUCCAUUUAGAAGAUAAAGUACCUGAGGAAAUUUUCUUAUGCAAGAAUUUAAAAUUGCUCUCACUGAAGGGUAAUAACCUGGAAAGGCUUUCUGCUAGUGUCGGUGGUUUAAAAAACUUGGAAACUUUGUACUUAUCGAAUAAUAAUUUAACGGAUGAUUCUAUUCCGAAUACAUUGAGUUUCUGCGAAAAAUUACGAACUCUGUACCUGGAUAAUAAUCGAAUUCUAAGAUUGCCUGGAUUUUUAUUAAAAAUGAAAUAUUUGUGGAUAUUGAAACGAGAUGGUAUCGAUGUAACUUCGCGAAUAACAAUGAAUGUUAUUAAAAACUUAAACAGAAUUGAAAAAAUACAACCAGUGGAUGAAUUAGAAUCAAAAUCUCGUUCUGGUCGAAUCAGCACUUUGCAGAAGUUAGCAUCUCAUGUAAUACUCGCAGAUAAAGUGAAUCCAUUUUUACUCAAAAAAUCUCGACGAGACAUCAUCUUGCGAUACUAUUGGGAUUGUCCAACCUGUGAUAUGUGUAAUACGACGAAAUUCCAAGAUUCUGGAUAUUAUGUUCAUACCUAUUUGUACGGUUACUUGGGCGAUUACCUAUCAAUUUUCACCAACAAAACGUGCAGUAUAUCUUGCGCCGAAAAAAUACCCGAGCCGAAGAAUAAUGAUCGAUUAGCUUUCAUGAAUCGUUUUUCAAAUGUAAUGAUUAGAAGUUACUGUUCCAAAUUGAACUUGGUACAAUCGGUUGAUGCAAAUGAAAAAGAAAAUCCUGUAAAAACGAAAAAGAAAUUUCCCUGUAUAAAAUGUUGUGCCAUAAUGUAAGCAAUCCCUAUUUAGGUUUACACUACGACAAUUAAUGUUUUUUAUUCAGUUUAUUGGUCAGUUUGAAUUAGUAUGACGUAUUAUAGCAAUAAAUAAAAUCCCAUAUACUA
Molecule: messenger RNA, 1652 nt
Organism: Planococcus citri (citrus mealybug)
Lineage: Eukaryota; Metazoa; Arthropoda; Insecta; Hemiptera; Pseudococcidae
Exons: 5
Coding region: 340-1542 (400 amino acids)
Molecular function (GO): protein binding
Source: RefSeq, a predicted model, not a curated record